AUGUGCAGGCAGGAGGUUACCAUGCUGUACGGAGCGGCAGGAGACGCACAGGCCGCUGGCGACACCGAUGAAGCCCACGACGCAAGAGCCGGAUCAGCACCGGCGACAACGACCGGCUCCCCGGAGAUUCAGGAGGAGAUAUCCAGGUUCAACGACCGAAACUCGGGACGGUGGAGAUCGCCGUGGCAGGUCAUCGAGGACGCCCCGCUGCUGCUCCGGCGGUUGUGGUCGGACCUCAGCCGGGGGGACACUCGGGUGUUCGGCGAGUUGAUGCGGAGAGGGGUGCAGCUGCAGCUCUUCGUGGCCGCCUUGUACAUUCUGAGCCCGAUCGACGUGAUCCCCGAGAGCCUGGUCGGAAUCGCGGGUCUCCUCGACGAUCUGGUAGUCGUGGUCUUCCUGCUGCUCCACCUCACCUCCGUGUACCGCACGGUUCUGCUCUCCUGGGAAAGGUCGAGAGCAGCGCGCGCCGAAGCCGCUGCUGCUGCGGCCGCGACGGCAACUGCUUCUGGUGCCGAAGCCGCCGCCGCCGCCGCCGCCGCCGCCGCGCCCCCCGCCGCGGUCGCUUCCGGCGAGGGCAGGUUCGACAACUCCCCCCAGGGGGCCGGAAUGGCGGCAGUGCUCGCUCUAAUGGUGGGCGCGCUGUUGGCGCUCGCGGGGGGCGGGGAGGGGCAAACGGCGAUGGCGGCAGGGGCGAUGGGGGCCGCGGUGGCGGCAGCGGCGGAGCGCUAUGGGUCAAGGGCGCCGCGGGCGAUGCCACCAUUGGCUGGGGAUUGGUAG
This is a messenger RNA of Ectocarpus siliculosus, 777 nucleotides long. The record is from the annotation of a GenBank genome assembly. Lineage: Eukaryota; Phaeophyceae; Ectocarpales; Ectocarpaceae.